This is a messenger RNA of Uncinocarpus reesii 1704, 408 nucleotides long. RefSeq lists its product as uncharacterized. The record is from RefSeq and is a predicted model, not a curated record. Lineage: Eukaryota; Fungi; Ascomycota; Eurotiomycetes; Onygenales; Onygenaceae. Gene Ontology annotation, molecular function: RNA binding. Bases 1 to 408 code for a protein of 135 amino acids. Gene Ontology annotation, cellular component: precatalytic spliceosome; U4/U6 x U5 tri-snRNP complex; catalytic step 2 spliceosome. Gene Ontology annotation, biological process: mRNA splicing, via spliceosome; P-body assembly. The transcript is spliced from 2 exons.
AUGGCUGACGGAGAUGAUGGCGCCGCGCCAUCCUUUUCGGAGCCUCUUGACUUGGUCCGAUUAUCACUCGACGAGAUCGUGUUUGUGAAGCUUAGAGGAGACCGAGAACUCAAAGGCCGCCUACACGCCUACGAUAGCCACUGCAACCUGGUUCUCGGCGACGUUGAGGAGACAAUCUACAUGGUGGAGGAAGACGAGAAUGAGCAAGAGAUUAUCAAGGUAGAGAGCCGCAGGCGAGUCCAGGCAAUGGCGCACGACACUCACUCUGGCAUAGACAAUAAAGCGACAAGAAGAAAUGCUAUUUGUUCGAGGUUCGUUAUAUCUACGCCUCUUUUGUCACCAGCCCGUUUACUGAAUUCGACUUUAGGCGACUCUGUUGUCCUCAUAUCGCCGCAGUCCUCACCUUGA